CAAUAAAAGUGAGUGGCGUGGGCCUGAGGGGGGUUAGUUGAUAAGGUGAAGGUGGAAGUGGAAGUCAUUGCUACGGUGAUUGGAAGAAAGCAAUGGCUACGUUACCAAUCGUUUCUUCAUCGUCCCCCAUUCCGGCCAUAGCUCUGACUACUGGUAAUACCACUCAUCAUCGCUCGCUCUUCCAUUAUUCUAACCAGCAAAGUAGAACCAAGAACCAGAAGCUCGUCUCCUUCAGGAUCCGAGCUGCAAAACUUCCCGCCGGUGUGGAAUUGCCAAAAGUGGAGCCGAAAUUCACAGCCCCUUUUCUUGGCUUCACAAAGACUGCAGAAAUAUGGAACUCCAGAGCUUGUAUGAUCGGCCUUAUUGGGACCUUCAUAGUAGAGCUGAUCUUAAACAAGGGUAUACUUCAAAUAAUUGGAGUUGAUGUGGGCAAAGGACUUGACCUUCCUCUCUGAGUAAAUGCAUAUUCUUCUUCCGACUUGGGCUUGUAUUUUGGAUCCAUAACUAUUCUUCCAUUGGUCUGUA
Molecule: messenger RNA, 525 nt
Organism: Macadamia integrifolia
Lineage: Eukaryota; Viridiplantae; Streptophyta; Magnoliopsida; Proteales; Proteaceae
Product: light-harvesting complex-like protein OHP1, chloroplastic
Exons: 3
Coding region: 93-455 (120 amino acids)
Source: RefSeq, a predicted model, not a curated record